AUGGGACUAUUAACUAUGGGAACUCCGCUUCCUUGGGAGAAAGCCAAACAACACCGUGAUUACGUUCGUAAUCAUGGAAUAGACCAAUUCUUAGCACUUUAUUAUAAAUCCAGGGAUAUACAAAAUGAUUCUUUAUUAUGGGGUGAUGAAGUAUCAAAUACUUCAUGGAAACCAGAAUAUGGAAGAUAUAUGCUCGAAGGUACACCUGGAAAGCCAUAUGGUAGUUCGUUGAGUGAUCUAAUUCAAGUUGAACCAAACAUGAAGUUACGAAGAGAGAUCGCAGAGAAACAUUUGGAACAAAAUGAAGUUCUAAUCACACUUACUAGCUUUCCACGUCUUGGUCAAGGCCAAUUCUUAGAACCUCAUCAUGAACCAACAGGGCCUAUUUCAAGAAGCUUGUUUGUUCCUGAUGAGAUUAUAAAUCCACAUGCGAGAUUUCCAACACUUACAGCCAAUAUUAGGAAACGUAGAGGUUCAAAAGUAGCCAUCAAUAUGCCAAUUUAUCAUGAUAAAAAAACACCAAAACCAUUUAUUGAUCCUACCAUUCCCCGGGAUCGUAAUUUAUAUCCUGAAGACAGCGAAGCUGCGGAAGGUGCUGCUUUUCUUGAUCACAUAUACAUGGAUUCUAUGGUAUUUGGAAUGGGUUGUAGUUGUUUGCAAAUUACUUUUCAAGCUUGUAAUAUUGAUGAAGCAAGACGAUUAUAUGAUCAUUUAGCUACCAUGUCACCUAUCAUGUUGGCAUUGACAGCAGCAGCUCCAAUUUAUAGAGGAUACUUAUCUGACGUCGAUUGUAGAUGGAAUGUAAUUGCUUGUAGUGUGGAUGAUCGCACAAAAGAAGAAAGGGAUUUAGAGCCUCUUAAGAAAGAUAGAUUUGUAAUUAACAAAUCACGUUACGAUUCAAUUGACUGCUAUAUUUCUACCGAGAAAAUCCUAAAACCAGAAUAUAAUGAUCUAAACUUAGUUUAUGAUAAGAAAAUUUGGAUUGACGAACUAUUAGCACGUCACAUAUCACACUUAUUCAUUCGUGAUCCAUUGGUUAUUUUUGAAGAAUUAUUAGACCAAGAUGAUCAUGUUUCCUCUGAUCAUUUUGAGAAUAUUCAAUCCACAAAUUGGCAAACAAUGAGAUUUAAACCUCCCCCGCCAAAUUCCAAUAUCGGAUGGCGAGUUGAAUUUCGUAGUAUGGAAAUUCAAAUUACCGAUUUUGAAAAUGCUGCGUUUGCAGUAUUUAUUGUAUUGUUGGCGCGUGUGAUAUUAAAUUAUCGAUUAAAUUUUUAUAUUCCAAUAUCAAAGGUGGAUGAAAAUAUGGGAAUUGCUCAUAGGCGAAAUGCAGUCUUGAGCGAAAAAUUUUGGUUCAGAAGGAAUAUAAUUCAAGGUAAAUUAAAUCACUCAAACAAUUCUAUAAAUUAUUGUUUAAAUGGUCAUUCUACUAAUAUAAAUGGGACGUCAAUUUCAAUUGAAGAUGAAGAUGAAGAUGAACACGAGAAAAUGACUAUAAACGAAAUAAUUAAUGGCAAGGAUGCAAAAUUUACAGGAUUGAUUACUUUAAUAUUUCAAUAUCUUAAUUCGGUAGAUAUUGAUAUUUCAACAAAGCAUCAGUUGGAAAAAUAUUUGGAAUUUAUUAAACUGCGUGCUAAAGGAGAAAUUCAAACUGAAGCAACUUGGAUACGUAAUUUUGUUCAAUCACAUCCUAAAUAUAAAUGUGAUUCUGUAGUAUCACAAGAAAUUAAUUAUGAUCUUAUAAAAAUGGUUGAAAAAAUACAGAAAGGAGAGGUGAACACACCCGAAUUAUUGGGUAAUGGUUAG
Messenger RNA from Diversispora eburnea, 1803 nucleotides. The record is from the annotation of a GenBank genome assembly. Lineage: Eukaryota; Fungi; Glomeromycota; Glomeromycetes; Diversisporales; Diversisporaceae.